This is a messenger RNA of Stegostoma tigrinum, 5755 nucleotides long. Its product is annotated as high affinity choline transporter 1-like. The transcript is spliced from 9 exons. Gene Ontology annotation, cellular component: plasma membrane. Bases 101 to 1705 code for a protein of 534 amino acids. NCBI's taxonomy places the organism in Eukaryota, Metazoa, Chordata, Chondrichthyes, Orectolobiformes, Stegostomatidae. Gene Ontology annotation, biological process: transmembrane transport; acetylcholine biosynthetic process; choline transport. The record is from RefSeq and is a predicted model, not a curated record. Gene Ontology annotation, molecular function: choline:sodium symporter activity.
CUUGCUUUAUGGCAGUAAUUCAAAACAAAAGCAACACUAGCGUCGAAAUGAAUUUAGUUUAUCCUUGAGAAGAUAAAUAAAAUUAAGGUUACUGAGGAAGAUGGCAGUGAACAUGCCUGGACUUGUGGCAGUUAUUGCCUUCUAUGUAUUAAUUCUUGCAACUGGAAUUUGGGCAUCUCGAAAAUCAAAGCGGGAAGAGAAAAAAUGCUCUGGAGACAAAAGUGAGGUGGCCAUGAUUGGAGGAAGGAACAUUGGGUCCUUCGUUGGGAUUUUUACAAUGACAGCAACAUGGGUUGGAGGAGGCUUCAUCAAUGGAAUUGCUGAAGUAGUUUAUCUGCCACAUCGUGGGCUAAGCUGGACACAGGCACCCAUAACUUAUUGUUUGAAUCUUAUUUUAGGUGGCCUUCUCUUUGCAAAACCAAUGAGAGCCAAUCGAUAUGUCACCAUGAUGGACCCACUGCAGAUUAAAUUUGGUAGAGUUAUGGGUAGCCUCCUCUUGAUCCCAGCUAUAUUAGGAGACAUAUUCUGGUCAGCUGCUAUUCUUGCAGCAUUAGGUGCUACAAUGACCGUAAUUUUGGAUAUUGAAACUUAUUUGUCAAUCCUUAUAUCAGCUUGUGUAGUUAUAAUAUACACAUUAUUGGGUGGUCUCUACUCCGUGGCAUACACAGAUGUGAUGCAAAUGAUUUUUAUCAUCAUCAGUCUGUGGCUUUGUGUGCCAUUUGCCAUAAAAAAUCCAGCAGUUGUAGACAUCAAAUAUACCAUGGUAAAUAAAGUUUACCAAAGCCCAUGGAUUGGUAAAAUAGAAGUGAACCAGAUCGGCCGAUGGAUUGAUGAUCUACUUUAUAUGAGUCUGGGAGGCAUUCCUUGGCAAGUGUAUUUUCAGCGGGUUCUUGCUGCAUCAUCAGUUUCUCAAGCACAAAAAACGUCUUAUGUUGCUGGUGUUCUCUGCUUCACCUUAUCUUUCCCUUCCAUCAUUAUUGGUGCAGUUGCAGUUUCUACAGAUUGGAAUCAUACAAGCUACAGCUUGCCAACUCCACUUGAAAGGCAAGAAGCCAGCAUGAUAUUACCAAUUGUCCUUCAAUAUCUGUGCCCUGUUUACAUUUCUAUAUUGGGAAUUGGUGCCAUUUCAGCAGCAGUUAUGUCAUCAGCAGAUUCAUCACUUUUAUCAGCAAGUUCAAUGUUUGCACGCAAUAUCUACAAGACUAUUAUUAGGAAAAAGGCUGCUGAGAAGGAGGUGAUAUGGGUUAUGCGAGCAACAGUAGUUCUAUCUGGAGCUGCAGCUACAGCACUGGCACUUCUGACAAACUCAAUUUAUGGUCUGUGGUUCCUGAGUUCAGAAUUAGUGUAUGCCAUAUUGUUUCCACAGUUUGUCUGUGUCCUCUUCAUUCCAAACACAAAUACAUAUGGAUCAGCUGCAGGGUAUUUUGUUGGAUUAACCUUGAGACUAUUAGCUGGAGAACCAUUCCUUCAAAUCCCGCCUCUAAUUCAAUAUCCAGGCAUUUCCUUUGAGAAUGGCACUUAUCAGCAACUCUUUCCAUUUAAAACUCUCACAAUGUUGCUAUCCUUAAUUUCAACUGUCAUGUUCUCAUAUCUGGCCUUAUUUGUAUUUAAGAGAAAGCUUCUACCUGCAAAAUAUGAUGUUUUCAAAAUUGUUGAUAAAAUUCAGGAAUUGCCUGCAACAGUGGAGGAGCAGAUUAUGUUAUAAGAUUGCAACAAUCAUGAACUGGAAUCUGACAAGAACCACAUGUCACAAUUAGUAUUUUAAUGUUCAUAAGUUCCUCAAAUUACUAUUUUUAAUAAAACUGUUGAGAAUUUAUAUUGUGCUUCUCUCUGCCACUUCUGCGAAAGUGUGAUGGAAUCUCCCAUUGUGCGGAAACAGGAUUUCAGAUGAUCUUACACUGAAGUUAUGAUGAAAAGAUAGAAGCUGAAGAAAUUCGCCAUUCUUUUCAUAUACUCACAAUAAUCACAGCUACGUUAUGCUGAGAUAUGAUUUUUUUAAAUUGUUAUUUCAGAGAAACAGAGGAUUUUGUCACCAAAAAUCUCUAGACAUGUACAAAUACUGGCUCAUUGAUCUUCUGAUAAGAAAUUUGAAUGGAGAUCGGUACUACUUUGGGAAUUAGAAGGUGUUAACUUCUGUUUGUCUCGCAUACUAUUUCAGGACAUUCAUGAAUUAAGCUGAGCAGUAAUUUUCUAACACAUAAAAAUUCAAGACAUUGAAGUAUCAGUUAUAAACGUGGAACUAAUUCUGACUUCAUUAAGUAACAAUUGGAACAGGGUUAGACUGGAUUCAUGGACACAAAAAUCAAAAUGACCCUCAAAUUUACUUAAAAAAUGUUCAUUGGAUGGCACUGAUCCCACCCCUUGUCUGUUUUAAACUGUCACUUCAGAGUGUUUCCUCUCUUGUCUAUUCGACAGAUUUCUCAGCAGGAAUCACUCUAUUUGAGCUUUUUACAAGGAGGAAUGUCAGUUAACGCAGACAGCAUCUGGUAUGUUCUAUAUUCUCCCACUCAUAUCAACCCACUCAUAUACAUCUAUAAAUAGAUGACAUUUAUUUCUCAAGGGGCCCCAUGACAUUAGAUCUGAAUAAGAGAUAAAUAAUAUGUGAAGGUCUGAGUAUUGUAUUUUUGGAUUUCAGCAUCCGAUCCGCAGGGCUACUGGAGGUGGCAAUCUUGGAGACUGGAAGGGCACUUAAUUAGUUUGAGUCUUACGCAAACUCUGUUGCUUUUUUGGUUCUACUGGAAUUGUUCUGGGUAGGAAGGCCUGUGGAAUAGAGCUGGUGCUUGAUUCCUGCUUUUGUGGUUUCAAAAGACAACGAGUCAUUUAAAUCAUCAGCUGCCUCCACUCCUGCAUCAUUUUGAUAAGGUGAGGCAAAUGUCUGAAUGUAUCAGUUAACAAAAGUUCUGAAUGUUCUGGAUUCAUUUAAAUAGCUAAGGCGCUCUUUUGGAGAAGUAAUGUACCACUGUGGAUCUUGUCCUGGGGAACAUUUGGAAGAAGUAAGCUGCCCUUUGAUGGAGGUGAAUUGGCAUGGAAAGGAAAAGGAUGAUGACAACCAUGUGUUAAUGUAAUUUGGCAUAAAGAGACAUUGGAUACAUUUGUUGGAACAUGAGGGGUUAGUAGAGUUGCAUACAAGGUAUGGUGGGAUAUGUAGAUUUGCAUAGAGUGGUAGAGUUUAUGAUAGGCCAGAAAUGAGGGGUAUACGGGAUGUGAACAGCUAUUGAAGGGGAGUAAAAGGCAUAAAGUGCAUUGGCUGCAUGAGGGGGUCAUAGAUAUGGACACAGGAACAUAGGUUUGCAUAAUGGUAUAGCAGGCUGUUGCAAUGGGGAGGGCAUGAGAGUAUGAGGUGGGAUGCAGUUGACAUAGAUGGAGCUUCGAAAGUGCCAAAAGGGCGUAAGGAGUGAGGACUAGGAGGGUUUCCUUUAGAUUCAUGAAAUUUUUAGCAAUGUACAGAAGCAGUCUUUGUACUCAGCCUGCAUCAAGUAACCUCUGGUCUCAUUCUGGAAUCACCUGGUACCACUCCUCAUGAAUCCUUCCACCCAGAAAGAAAAUAUGACCUUCCUGGACAGCUCUUCCUAGGUCAGGGUUACAAAGCUGAGAAAUGCCCGAUCUGUGAACACCAAACCCAAAAGUGAUCAUCUGGGCCAAAAGCUGAUCACUGUGCUGGACAUUGAUUGCCAACCCACUGUCCAAUGAACUGGGACCUCAGAAAGCCUGUUUGAAAAAUUUGGAAUCUAUGGGACUCAAAGUCCAAACCUUGGAAUUAUAGCUGGUGUCUUUAUUUCAAUUCCAAGAUUCAUGUAAAUAUUUUCAGGAUAUUCAAUACAUUUGUUAGACCUUGUUGCAUCUGCUUUCAAAAUAGAAAACUGGAGACAAAAACGGCCUAUUUCAAGGGCUAUGUCCCAUGCUCAGAUAGGCUUUUGAUCAUGCUCAAGCAUUCCAGGCAAAGUUGUCAAAAAAUCCUUGUAUUUAUGUAAGUUGAUGAAAAUUCCCUUCAAAGGAAUGUUAUGACAAAAAAAAUUGAUACAAUGCUGCUGCAAGAGGUAUUUGGGCAGAUGACCAAAGACUUCAAAGACAUAGGCGUUAAGGAAUAUCAUGAAGGAGGAAAGAGAAGUUUAAGAAGAGGAUGCUAAGUAGCUAAUGACAUGGCCAACACUGGUGGAGCAAUUCAAAAUCAGGACAUUUAAGAGGCCAAGCAUAUUGGAGGGUGUGGCAACUUAGAAAUAGGAAUGGGUAAUACCGUGGAGGGAGUAUGAGCUUUGUAAUGUUAAGUUCCGUUUAAUUAAACCCUCAGUGUAGGUCAGCAAACAAAAAAUGAAGUGGCCCAGUAGGACUUUAUGCAAGUUAAGACAUGGAAAACAGAAAUUUGGAUGACCUUAAGUUUAAGUAAUGUGGGAGAGCAUUGUCAUCAAAUUUGAAGGUAAGCAAGGCAUGAAAUAAAGUUCAAUAGCAAGUCGGCUGAAACAAGGACAAAAUUAGAGGAUAUUUUGCAGUUAGUUAUGGAGCAGUCUAGGUGAUCUCACAGAAGAUUGGUUGAAAGUUCAGAUUGGGGUCAAAUGUGACAACAAAGUUGAUUCAGCCCCAGACAAUUACCAGUGAGAAUGGUAGAGUGGGUAGUGAGGGAACAAAGUUUGAGACAGAAUGAAGCACAAUCCUUUAGUGUUAUUGAUAUUUAAUUGAGAAAAGAAUAGUGCUCAUUCAGUGCUGGAGGCUGGCCAAACAAACUGACAAUUUUAGAUUCUGGAGUGGUCAAGAAAGGUGAUGGGGAAAUAGAGUUGGAUGUUACUGCAUACAUGAGGAAAAUUGUGCUGUGUUUGCAGAUUAAUGACACCAAGAGGUAGUAAGUGGCUGGAAUUAGGAGGAGGGGGGCAAACCUAGAUCCUUGGGAGACCUAAUUUGGGAAAAUAAAGAGCAACAAUUUGUGAAAAAAAAUCUAACACCAGUUUAAGAUUUUUCUAGGCCUCAUCUCAGAACUUACAGAAAAUACUUCGGCUAAAAACAGCUACCAACAAAUAUUAUUUCUAAUCUUAGCUUCUUACAGGAGUAUCCUCCCUGAUACCGCCACAUUCCUGCUAGGCUGCAAUGGCUCCUUAUCAUUUCACCACGCCACAUCUCCCAUCCAGCAAUCCCCAGGAUCUACUUCAAGACAGCCAGCACAAGUGAAAAUAUCCAUGUGAGCUAUGGAACUGUUAGGGACCAAUACCGAGAAAUCCUUAGACUGACCUCUUUGGAUUUACAGCAUCAGUCCUGACUUUCAUUCCCUUCUUUUAAUCAGGUGCUAACUAACUUUUACAAGCUAAUUUUAUUUCUUAAAAAAUGGAUUGAGGAUGAUCCUCUCACCUAUCCUUCCUGUGUUUACAAUGAUGUGUUAGAUGGUUGUAUGUGUAUGCCUAUGUACGUGUGGAGAGUAUAGUCUAGGCAUUUCUGAAAGAAUUGUACUGAUACUUUCUAAAGAUAAUAAUGUGACUUCAUGGAUUUUUUUGGUGAAUAGUCAACCCACUGUCUUGAAAAAUGAUUCAAGUCUGCUGGGUGUUCCACAAUGUGACAUUAUGACUUUGCAUAGCUCAACAGAGCACCACCAAGAUACUGUUUGAAAGAUAAAGAAACUUGGGUUCUAAAUCUGUAUAUGAGAGCCCUAAUGGGAUUCCAGUUUCAGCCUGACACAGUGAUUCAUUUGAGUGCCAAUAGAUCUUAGUGCCAUUCCUCUUCUUUUUACUGUAACUAUAUUGUAAGAAUAAAGUGUGUUUUAAUUAAAGCCUAA